GAGGCCUGGAGGACGCUGCGCCCCAUGGCCCGAGUGGGGAAACUGAGGCCCGCAGAGGGAGGGCGAAGGAGCGGGCUUGCCUGAGGCCACCGAAACCCCAGCCCCAGGAACUUUCUCUGACGUCGGGCGGACCCCCGCUAGGCUGCAAGGGUCCCGUGGUAGCCGUGACCGGCACCCUGCCAAGCGCGUACCGCCAUUCCCGCAUGUCAUCACGCGCAAUGCGUUUUGUCCUCCCUCCUCCCCAACCCAGCCUUUUGAAUCCGAGGAGAUCACCGAGGCCGUGGUGGUGACUGGCUUGCCCAACGUUCUGGAGCCAGGGAGAACUGAAGCGCCCAGGCCCCGCCUCCCGGAGGAAAGCACUGCUGCCAUCCUUCCCUCCCGGGAAUCACGCCGCGUCCCGGCAGUGCAGGCUCUGGGCUUGAGUUCCGGUGUUCCGCCUGACCCUGGAGACACCGGCUCAGCCUGCCGCCCCUGAGAGGGGCAUGCUGAUUCGCUAAGGCGCGCUUCGUCUCAGCGGAUGCCCAGAGUCAGAUGCUGCACCCAGCCAUGCGCUGCCACAGACUGGCCCUGGGCCUGGGCUUCUGCCUGCUGGUGGGCACUGCCCUCUAUGCUCUGUGGUUAUGUGUCAAGAACUGGCUGCCGUUCUCCUACGUCCCCUAUUAUCUCCCCUGCCCAGAGAUCUUCAACAUGAAGCUGCAGUACAAGGGGGAGAAGCCGUUCCAGCCCGUGGCCCCGUAAGCAGACUGUCAUGUCCCCCUGUGUCUCCGGGGGUGGGGGUUGCCUACCCUCACCCCCAGUCCUUCUCGGUUCCAGGUCACAGUAUCCUCAGCCCAAGCUGCUGGAACAGAGGCCCACGGAGCUGCUGACGCUCACGCCCUGGUUGGCGCCCAUCAUCUCCGAGGGCACCUUCAACCCGGAGCUUCUGCAGCACAUCUACCAGCCGCUGAACCUGACCAUCGGGCUUACGGCGUUUGCCGUAGGGAAGUACACCUGCUUCGUCCAGCGCUUCCUAGAGUCGGCCGAGCAGUUCUUCAUGCAUGGCUACUGGGUGCGUUAUUAUAUCUUCACGGAUGACCCCAAGGCCAUCCCGCGGGUCCCGCUGGGCCCCGGCCGGCUGCUCAGUGUCAUCCCCAUCCGGGAACACUCCAGCUGGGAGGAGGUCUCCAUGCGCCAGAUGGAGACCGUCAGUCAGCACAUCGCCGCGAGGGCUCACCGGGAGGUGGACUACCUCUUCUGCCUCAGUGUGGACAUGGUGUUCCAGAACCCCUGGGGCCCUGAGACCCUGGGAGACCUAGUGGCUGCCAUUCAUCCAGGCUACUACGCCGUACCCCGACACCAGUUCCCCUACGAGCGCAGGCAUGUUUCCACCGCCUUUGUGGCAGAUAGUGAAGGGGACUUCUAUUAUGGUGGGGCGGUCUUUGGGGGUCGGGUGGGCAGGGUGUACGAGUUUACUAGAGGCUGCCACAUGGCCAUCCUGGCAGACAAGGCCAACGGCAUCAUGGCGGCCUGGCAGGAGGAGAGCCACCUGAACCGCCGCUUCAUCUCGCACAAGCCCUCCAAAGUGCUGUCCCCGGAGUAUCUCUGGGAUUACAGGAAGCCCCGGCCAGCCAGCCUGAAGCUGAUCCGCUUUUCUACAGUGGACAAGAACUCCAACUGGCUGAGGAGCUGACAGUAGAGCCAAGGCUGCCGUGGAUGGUUCCCCAAGGCCUGCGCCCAGCUCGCCCCAGUGCCUUACUUCUCAAGCCUUAGCUGAGACCAGCCCUGUCCUGCCUACCUCAGUCUGUCAGGAGAGACCAACCGGAAAGUGGAUGUGGAAGGGCCUUUGUAAACUGUAAAGGGCUGUGCCCACAUGAGGGGAACGCAAAGCUCGCCGCACAGCAGUGUGGUUCAGGAAAGGUGGGACAUGAGAGGGGAGAGUAGAGGUAAAAACGGCAGGGCCCACAGGCUCCCCAGCAGACGUGCCUUUUGGGGCUGGGCUCUGCAGUCUGGCCCUACUCAGUGCCUGUCCCCUUUUGUCACCUUCAAGUUGCACUUGUCACGCGUCUUGGGACCCUUUUCUCUGGCUGCAGGACUCCAGUGCUCUGAUGUCCCUGUCAUGGGGAACCAAUGCCUCACUCAGGACCCCGGUGUGAAAUGGACCGGGUCUAGGUUCUCUGCCUUCCAGUCCAGCUGCACCCAAUGGUGACCACCCUCCUCGGCACUCACUGCCUUCUUUGUUAGAGGGUUGGGGCAGUUUUAAUAAAGGUGGUAUGUGCUAUG
Molecule: messenger RNA, 2259 nt
Organism: Rhinolophus ferrumequinum (greater horseshoe bat)
Lineage: Eukaryota; Metazoa; Chordata; Mammalia; Chiroptera; Rhinolophidae
Gene: GBGT1
Product: globoside alpha-1,3-N-acetylgalactosaminyltransferase 1 (FORS blood group)
Exons: 6
Coding region: 749-1669 (306 amino acids)
Biological process (GO): carbohydrate metabolic process
Cellular component (GO): vesicle; Golgi apparatus; membrane
Molecular function (GO): globoside alpha-N-acetylgalactosaminyltransferase activity
Source: RefSeq, a predicted model, not a curated record